GUGACAGUUUUACUUUUUUUUAUACCGAUAUUUAUAUUUUUAGUAGGAACUUGAAUCUAUAUUUCUAAACGAAAGCAUUUAAUGAAUAUAUUGAUUAGAUUGGAAUAUUUAGUUCUCUCUAUCUUUAUAUUACUUAUACUUGUAACUUUUUUAAUAGGUCUAGAAACUUAUGUUAGCCUUAUUUUCUUGGUAGCUUCUGUGUGCGAAGGUAGUUUAGGAGUUGGGAUAAUAGUUGGAAUAGUGCGAUCACAUGGUUCCGACUAUAUUAGCAGUUUUAAUGUUUUAAAAUGUUAA
This is a messenger RNA of Amphibalanus amphitrite, 294 nucleotides long. Lineage: Eukaryota; Metazoa; Arthropoda; Thecostraca; Balanomorpha; Balanidae. The record is from the annotation of a RefSeq genome assembly.